AUGUAUGUUGAAGUAGACCGAGACAGUCAGGGUUCCCAAGUCUACGCAACAUUUAAACGGGGUAUCCUAGAGUGCGUCGAAGAGUCGAAGGUCAGCCCACAGUUGGUUCUGCAAGUGACGUCAGGCAAUUGGGAUGUGAGAGAAGAUUACAGAUUAAAAGUAUGGGCUUUAUGUUUACUUCUUAAAGCUAAGAUGAUGUCAAAAGAAGGCGUAUUUCAUCUAGACGUCGCUCUCACUGGAGUACCAGAAAAUGAGAGACGCACCGUCGACAAAGCUAUUGACGAUUGUCUAUACACAACGAUCCACAAGCCUGAAGAAACUGCAUGGCAUUUCCUUAAAUGUUAUCACAAAAAUCAUCCGAAGUACUCGUUUUUGUAG
Papilio polytes (common Mormon) is the source of this 378-nucleotide messenger RNA. Its product is annotated as general odorant-binding protein 83a-like. The transcript has 4 exons. The coding region runs from base 1 to 378 and encodes 125 amino acids. Lineage: Eukaryota; Metazoa; Arthropoda; Insecta; Lepidoptera; Papilionidae. The record is from RefSeq and is a predicted model, not a curated record. Gene Ontology annotation, molecular function: odorant binding.